AUGGACAGCUUUCAGAUCUUCACCACCUCGACCAGUCUGGUCGACAGCGUCGACAAGAAGCUGCUGGUUGUGCUCAGGGACGGAAGAAAGCUGAUUGGAAUCCUUCGCUCCUUUGACCAGUUCGCUAACUUGGUACUCCAGGAUACGAUUGAGAGGAUAUACGUUGCCGACACCUACGGAGACAUCCCCCGUGGCAUCUUUAUCAUCCGUGGCGAGAACGUCGUCCUCCUUGGCGAGAUCGAUGAAGACAAGGAAGAUGAGUCACCGCUGCGCCAGGUGCCAGUUGAGGAUGUGCUCCAGAUCCAGCGGGAGGAAAUGGAGGCCAAGGUCAAGCGGGAAAAGACAAAGCACCGCAUGUUGAGCGAUCAGGGCUUCUCUGUUGACAUUGCCGAGUUUGGCGAGUUGUACUAA
This is a messenger RNA of Linnemannia hyalina, 411 nucleotides long. The record is from the annotation of a GenBank genome assembly. NCBI's taxonomy places the organism in Eukaryota, Fungi, Mortierellomycota, Mortierellomycetes, Mortierellales, Mortierellaceae.